Molecule: messenger RNA, 6050 nt
Organism: Cygnus olor (mute swan)
Lineage: Eukaryota; Metazoa; Chordata; Aves; Anseriformes; Anatidae
Gene: CBX2
Product: chromobox 2
Exons: 5
Coding region: 96-1682 (528 amino acids)
Biological process (GO): negative regulation of transcription by RNA polymerase II
Cellular component (GO): heterochromatin; PRC1 complex
Source: RefSeq, a predicted model, not a curated record
GCCGCCGUCGGGGGCGCGCCCGGGGGCUCCCCUUGUGUGUGCGUGCGUGCGGGGCCGCGGCCGGGGCCGGGGCCGGAGCGGGGCCGGCCGGCGCCAUGGAGGAGCUGAGCAGCGUGGGAGAGCAGGUCUUCGCCGCCGAGUGCAUCCUCAGCAAGCGGCUCCGCAAGGGCAAGCUGGAGUACCUGGUCAAGUGGCGGGGCUGGUCCUCCAAGCACAACAGCUGGGAACCCGAGGAGAACAUCCUUGAUCCGAGACUGCUCCUCGCUUUCCAAAAGAAGGAACACGAGAAAGAAGUGCAGAACCGCAAGAGAGGCAAGCGGCCCAGGGGCAGGCCCAGGAAACACGUGGAACCAGAGAUGCCCUCAAAAAGUAAGUCAAGUAGUUCCUCUUCCUCAACAUCCUCCUCUUCUUCCUCCUCCGAUGAAGAGGAUGAAAGUGACCUGGAAGCAAAGAGAGGUCCCCGCAGCAGAGAGACUCACCCGGUACCCCAGAAGAAAGCUCAGAUCCUGGUGGCAAAGCCAGAAAUGAAAGACGCUUCCAGAAAGAAGCGUGGGCGGAAACCUCUCCCCCCAGAGCAGAAGGCAGCUCGGAGGACCGUGAACUUGACAAAGGUGCUGAAAACGUCCCGCAAGGAGGUGGGGGGCAGUGCCAAGCUGAUGGGGAAGCUGCAGCCGCAGCACAGCACGCAGGGCUCAGGGAUGGCUGUGCUGAAGGAAGCGCCGGGCACCCUGGCUGGGCUCAGCUCCGGAGGGUCGUCGGCAGAAAACCUUCCCAACAUGAUGAAGAGCGGCUCCACCAGCCCGAACCGGGCCAUCAGCUGGCAGAGCUCCAUCGUGCACUACAUGAACAGGAUGUCCCAAAACCAGAGCUCGGCAGAAACCUCACCCCUGAGCAGGCUCGCGCUGAAGUCGCAGGCAUCGAGCAAGAGUGGCUUAGGGCUGGACUUAAAAAUGAGGAACCAGAAAGGAUCUGGGGAGCUUGGGCUGACCAUGCAGGGAGCCAAGACUGCCAAGGUUCCCAGCGGCGGUGCUGGAGGGGACCAGAAGUCUGGGUUCGGUGCAGGUGCCCAAAUGCUGCACAACGGCAGCAAGACGCCUGCGAGCUCGGCUGUGCCCGGGAGCCAACUGGCGUCCAGUCAGGAGCUGAACCUCCAAGCUUUAAACUUGCAGAGCGUCAAAAACGGGCAGAACGCAGCCGGGGGGAGCAGCCUCCCUCGCCACGCGUGCAGCGCCCUGUCCAAAAGCGCCGGUGCAGCGGCGAGCGCGGGUGCCGCCAUCGCGAAGGGCGGCGGAGCCGGUGCCGGAUCGAAUGCUGCCAGCAUGGGGGACAGCAGCAAGAGCGAGAAGCAGGUGCACAGGGCGGUCACUGGCGAGAGGGACUCGGCCAAGGGCGGCACAGCCGGCACGCAAGAGGGGCACGGGGCCCCCGAGAGCCGCAAGCCAGCCGCCCUCUCCGAAGUGAGCACAGGCGAAGAGACCAGCUCGGACUCGGAUCGGGAUUCUGCUUCCUUCCCCGGCGUGGGUCAGAACAUGUCCGUCUCCAUACAGACCAGCCAGGACUGGAAGCCCACCCGCAGCCUGAUCGAGCACGUCUUCGUCACGGACGUCACCGCUAACCUGAUCACAGUGACGGUCAAGGAGUCCCCCACCAGCGUCGGGUUUUUCAACCUGCGGCAAUACUGAGCCAGGGAGCGGGAGAGGAGGGAGGCGGUCCCCGGGCCUCUCCCUUAGCCUUGCCCAGCUCUCCCGUCAGGUUUUUCUUUCUUUAGGUGAACGCCCCGUGGCAGGGACUCGCAUGGUGACCGUCCGCCCCUGCCAGCGGCUGCCUCCGUUCUCUGCAGCGUGGCGCCCAGUGCUGCAGGCAGUGCCAGCUCGGACACUGUCUGCAGCACCCACGCACACCCCGCGAGACCUGUUGAGACUUGUGCUCAGAGGGCCUGGGAAACGUACGGUGAAACCCGCUCAGAAGUGCCAGCGCAUGAGGGAGUCCCUCCCUGCUGCCCUUCGUCCCGCCAGAGCCGGUGCCCCACGCAGAGGGGCCAGCGCCGCGGGCCAGGAGCAGAGGCGUUAUCGUGCUGCUGGGAGGUGACGGGCUGGCAAGUUCUGAGCCAGGCUUCACCGUACACGGCUCUCCCUGCUUGGCAGCUUGAAAUGGCAGAACGUGCAGUGUAGGGCUCUGGUGGCAGGGAGAAGGGGUGGAGGGGCCGUGUGCCAGGCUGCCGCUCGGGAGAGGAAAGGAGAGCCUCUUCUCUCCUCUGGGCACCCCGUGAAUCCACCUGCAAGCUGCGAGGACAGUCACAAGUCGAUCCAAAUAGACAGCUGAUGCUCCCAGCACCCAAGGGCUGGGGGGGUGGCUGUGGUACGGGGGUUUUUCAGGGUACAUUAAGUCCAGCCACCCCCCUGGGCUAGGUCAGUUCCAAUGAUGGUGAAGUCCACGAUGUCUCCAUCGUGGUUUCCAGCUGAUAAGGAAAUAUUGUUUACAUUUUUUAUUAAGGGAAAAACCUUUUUUAGAGGGAGGGGAAUAAACCCAGUCUAGCAAAGGCUGAAUGGUGAGACACUGAUGAGACAGGGGUCUCAUGAUGAUGAGACAUGAUGAAAGAUGCCUCUUUGAGAGCAAGGGGCAACAGGCAGCAGGCAUUGAGUCCAGCUGAGGGGUUGUACAGCCCAGUGAGCCCAGAGCCGCUCCUCUGCCUCGUCCUGGCCUCGUAGCGCCUCAGCCUCACACUCAGCAGCAUCCAGGCCCUUGCAGGGACCAAGCUGGGGAAUAUUUUUUAAGUCUUGCAGAACACGCAAACUCUCUUGACAGCAGGUAGGCUGGUGUUAUGACUCCCAGUUGGCUGAGGUUGGUGCUGGAGUUGGGUUAAAAAUCAGCUGAACCCAGUGCUGCUGUCAAGCCCUGUGCCUUGGAUGCUCGUCGGUGUCGAAUCGUGCUCAUCAUCCCCAUUUUUCUCCAGCUGGAGGGCUCGGGGCCGGCAAAGGACAACACCUGCCUGGGCUGCCCAGAGCAGUCAGCAGCAGGCACCCACUGCUGCUGCCCUCCCCAGGCUGUGCCUCCAGGAGCGGCAUCUUCCGCGGCCACCUCGCUCUCCGGUCCCGAGCCAGCAGCUGGGUUGUUAAUUUUGGCUUGUAAUUGCAACCAAUAAUGGCUUUUUUCUGAGGUCUUUUUCCCUGCUAUAGAUUACUCUUACAAGCCAAAAUUAACAGCAGUAGUUCAGGCAGAGUUUAAUAGCAUUUGAGGUCAUUUUAGUUCUGUUAAUGCUGAACUCCUUCUCUGGAGAAGAUGCGAAGCCUGCAGUCUGCCAGGUCUCUGGGUACGUUAUUAGGAAGUGCCUCCAGGGUCUGCGCCGUGGCUCGGGGUGGCUGCAGGCACGGCGUCAGCACGGCUCAUCGCUCGCCGGACCACACUGCCCUGCCACAGGGCCAAGCAUCUUAUUUUGCCACGGACAGGGGCACUUGCAGCAUCGGUACCCACAGGAGAGCAGAGAGGAAAAAAGACCAAAUGAGGGGUACGCGUUUCUGAACCCCCAAUGCAUCAGACCACCACAGCUGCGUUGGCUGCCGGUGGUGCAAUUCUCAGGUGAAAUGAAAAACCAGCGAUGGCAGCAUUUGCUGCCUGGGUGCGAAAGGGACAUUGUUCCCUGUGUGGUGGCUGCCAUCUUCUCCAGGAAAAGCUCCUGUGGGCUAGAAAUGGAUUCCCUUAGCUUUUUAUUUAAUUCACAGCCAUCCCGUUGGUCAUGGCUUUGAGAUGGAUUUGUUCUAGAGCCUGAGCGCAGCAUCCUACGGGGGCUGAUGGCAAGCUGGGGCGGGCCAGGGGGUAUCCCUGUAGCUCCUGUGCAGUUGUCCCCAUGCGCAGCCACGCUGCCUUGAAUGUCACUUCACCACAGUGCCGGGCAGCUGGGGACCAGGGGAUUUGCUGCAAGCCGCCUGCAGAAGGCCUCGUGCAGCCCCACGCCUGCAGCAGGCUGGGCUCUGCUCCGCGAGGCAAAGGGCCCCGGGGAAGAGGUGAGCCUCAGGUGAGCCUCAUCCACGGACGGGGUUCCUGAAGGACAGUUUCCGUGGAGCUCCACGAUGCCAAAAUGUCAGUCUGUUAUGUUUACCUUGUAGUCUUUGAUGUUGCCAAACGACAUAACCGUUGCUUUGAAAAGUCCAGGGAAACAUCAGCCUGUGUUAGCAGAAACGAGUGCUCCAGGUGUGGCCUCCGCUGGGGCUGGGGGUGCGUGCGUUCUGGGAGGGGAACCGAGGGGUUUGUGGGACCUCAGAGGUAAUGCCCGGCUCUCUUCCCCACACACCAAAUGUUUGCUAGUUGGCCUUUGCAAGUCCGAACUAAACGACAAUGUGCCUUUUGCAACUGUCCUUAUUUCAGCCUUGUCCGUGACACCGGUCCUUCGACAGGUUUGUGCCUAUGCAAAGCUGGGUGGUCACAGGGUGCUUGGGGACAGCCGCGACCCCGGCGGGGAGAGGUGCCUCGGGUCCUCGGCAGGACGCCCAGCCCCGAGUGCUGGAGGUGGCUGACGGAUGCUCCCGAGGGGAAGCCAGUCCAGCAGGGAUGCUCUUGCCUAGGAUGGGAUGUGGGGGCUGGUGUCCCGAGGUGGCUGCCGAAGGGGAAAAGCGUUUGAGGAUGGUCUGAGAAGGGGUCAGGCACUCAGCGUCCCCAGAAGGUGCAUGAGAUGAGACAUGAGGGCAGAUGGCGUGUUCAUUGCUCACCUGCUCUGAGAAGGCUGCUCCCUCCAGAGUGCUCCGUCACAGCCCAAAUGCCUUUCUCCUUCUGGCAGCUUGCUCCUGCCCCGGGCCAGGCUGACACCCCCCAGGCUGACACCCUCCUGGGAGGGCGAGCGGCCCCACAGCGGCUUCACCCAGCGUCCCCAGGCAUUGCCCUAGGUAGCGGCAGGACUCUGCUGUCACCGCUUUAGCUAUUGUGCCUUUCUGCUCACCAGCUGGUUCGAUUCCAAAGGUUUAAGAAUGGUGAAAAUGAUAAUCCAGAAAUUUUUCUAAACUUCAUCUCAUCCCUCCCCCCUUCCCCAGCCCCUCCUGACCUCGUGUUUCAGGACCUUGACUCUCCCAGCAGCGCUGGCGUGCGUCUGAGUGAAAGGUUUGUGUUGAAGUUUGCCUCUCAAAGGCACAUUAUGUGAGUGAUUUACGGUAAUCUUUUGUGGACAGAGGUUGAAAGCUGAUGCAGACCGUGUUUACCAGUCAGUGCCAUUAGUAUUCAAGGUCUACCUUUUUAUUUUUUAUUUUAAGUUUGCUGCUAUGGGUUUGAGUGUUCAGUUGUGUGUCAAACAACCAAUUAAAGGUUUGUCACUUGUCAUUUUCUAAGGGGUUUCCGAUGUGGAAAGUCCUGCAGUAUUUGUAUAUUGAAUGGAUAUUUUCUCCAGGCAUAAUCUGGUUAAGUAUACUUGUUGUUUUCCAUUGGACUGGAAGAGGUGGCCAAUUCAGCCAUCUUCCUUAGAAGCCUAGUAUAUUUUUAUAUAUAUAUAUUUGUACCAAAAAAAAAAAUGGAGCUCGUGGAAGGACGGGGAUGGUUUCAGGGGGUUCAGUUUGCUUUGAGUUUCUGAUCUGGGUGUGAAGGGCUCCAGAGCGGGAGAGGUUUUUACUGAAAGAAAUUGGGUGAAAACAAACAAUUGUUCUUGUAACUUGCGCCAGUCACUGGUCUGAUUUGUAUGUUUUAAUUAAAGAGAGAGCCAAAUCGUUCCUGUAUGACACUUAUAAUUGCUUUAAACUACAGCUGUUUGUUUGCUUUUAUUUUCAGAGAACAAAAGUUGGAGAUGUUAUUACCCUGGGAAAGCUUAAGUGCUUUGCUGGAGCAGGACAGCCGCCCGGCCCGCGGAGCGACGCGGGGCUCCCUGGGCCACGGUCACCCUCACGCCAGCUCGCUCGCGGUCCGUGCUGUGUGGUUUCUAGUACUUCUGGACGCUAGUGCUAGUUUAGACCUCUAGGCUCCUUUUAAUUUAUUUGCAGGAAAACACUAGGAGAUGCUACGUCGGGCGGGUUUUUUUGUAUAACUUUUCCACUGCUCUUUUUUUAGCAUAUCAAUAAAUAUUUUUUUUAACUUUU